Molecule: messenger RNA, 1833 nt
Organism: Parnassius apollo (apollo)
Lineage: Eukaryota; Metazoa; Arthropoda; Insecta; Lepidoptera; Papilionidae
Source: the annotation of a GenBank genome assembly
AUGCGAGGUGCGUUGCUGACGCCCUCCAGAAAACACUGCGGCUUAAAACAAUUUCUACACAAACGGCCGAGCGCCAUUGAGCCGCGCUCGCCAAGCGCGUUUCCGUCGAACUCCUCCAGCAUGCUACUGCUGCAGACACACAGCAACUACGGUUCGUCCUUCACCGAUCUUUUAUCACCGCAAUACCAAGACGAUUCCACGGAAAUCUUAGAAGAGAACCUAGAUCCAUUUCCGGACGUUGAAUUCCACGCACCCAUUCCGCUCGAAGUUAAAUCGCAGCGGGUGACGCCAGUCAGUGAGACCCCGUCACCAACGCUUGGUCCUGCAUUACCGAGUUUUGAGGAAACGUAUUCGGUCCGGUAUCCAAAGCAAGAGAUGGCGGAAUUCGGGAUCAAAAUGGACGAAGAUUGUUACAACGUGAGCGCGUAUUCUCAUCAGGGACACACGUCUACGCAGCUCUUAUACCAAUAUCAUCAACCGGCUCUUCCUUACGUCCCCUCUACGUACUAUGCUCCGGCUCAACCGUGCAGUCCAACGUUUGACACGGGAGGUAUAACUCCAAAUCAAGAUUCUUAUUCUUUACCUCCUUUCCCAAGUUCAAUUGACUUACACGUAACGUCAGAUCAAGGAUCAAGACAACGUCGGUCAUCGCUACCGGUACAAAGAUCUGAGUCCAGCAGUUCUAAUGAUAGUCCAAAGCUGCAUGGCGGAAGAGUUCACUGCAUGCAAGCAUCAGCACCAAGUUCUGCAUCAAGUUCACCUGGUGGAGCUCCUCAAGAUAAUGCUGCUGCCCGCGCUGCUCCACCGUCUCCAAGUCAACUGUGUGCAGUUUGUGGCGAUACCGCAGCCUGUCAACAUUAUGGUGUUCGAACAUGUGAAGGUUGCAAAGGGUUCUUCAAAAGAACUGUCCAAAAAGGAUCAAAAUAUGUGUGUUUAGCUGAAAAAUCUUGCCCUGUAGAUAAAAGAAGAAGAAACCGAUGCCAGUUUUGUCGUUUCCAAAAAUGUCUCGCCGUUGGCAUGGUGAAGGAAGUUGUUAGAACUGACUCAUUGAAAGGCAGAAGAGGACGGUUACCCUCAAAACCAAAAUGUCCACAAGAGUCUCCUCCGAGCCCUCCUAUCUCUUUGAUCACUGCUCUCGUUCGAGCUCAUGUGGAUACUUCGCCCGACUUUGCCAAUCUCGAUUACUCGCAGUACAGAGAACCGAAUCCCAUGGAGCCUCCCUUAUCUGAUUUGGAAGUAAUUCAACAAUUUUACUCACUACUGACAACAUCUAUUGAUAUGAUAAAAGUUUUCGCAGAAAAAGUACCUGGAUUUGGGGACUUAUGCGUAGAGGACCGUGAGCAGUUAUUUGCAUCUGCGCGCCUUGAACUAUUUGUGCUACGACUUGCAUACCGCACGCGCCCCGAGGACACUAAGCUGACCUUCUGCAACGGUCUUGUACUCGACAAACGGCAGUGCCAACGAGCGUUUGGAGACUGGUUACAUGCAGUGCUAGAUUUCAGCAACACUUUACAUUCAAUGGACAUUGAUAUUUCAACCUUUGCCUGCCUCUGUGCAUUAACUUUAAUUACAGAGAGACAUGGCUUAAAAGAGCCACAUCGAGUGGAGCAGCUACAGAUGAAGAUAAUCGGAUGCCUUCGAGCACACAUGCCUGGUGGUGGCGGCAACGCAGUGGGCGCGCCUCACUUCAGUCGCGUGCUAGGCGCUCUACCUGAACUUCGAUCACUUUCAGUACAGGGCUUGCAGCGCAUAUUUUACCUCAAGCUAGAAGAUUUGGUACCCCCGCCGCCCCUCAUCGAAAACAUGUUUCAAGCUGAGAUCACGACCGGUUGA